Cyprinodon tularosa is the source of this 3160-nucleotide messenger RNA. It is a transcript of the gene crata, whose product is annotated as carnitine O-acetyltransferase a. The coding region runs from base 282 to 2189 and encodes 635 amino acids. NCBI's taxonomy places the organism in Eukaryota, Metazoa, Chordata, Actinopteri, Cyprinodontiformes, Cyprinodontidae. The record is from RefSeq and is a predicted model, not a curated record. The transcript is spliced from 14 exons. Gene Ontology annotation, cellular component: peroxisome. Gene Ontology annotation, biological process: carnitine metabolic process, CoA-linked. Gene Ontology annotation, molecular function: carnitine O-acetyltransferase activity.
CCUCUGCAGCUUUCUGCACAGCUGAUCCUAAAGUUCAGCUGAGAUAAACACCGAGCAGAGGAGCUGAUCCUCCCCGGAUUCAGACUUCGGUUUGUGGGGUUAAACACCGAGCAGAGGAGCUGAUCCUCCCCGGAUUCAGACUUCGGUUUGUGGGGUUAAACACCGAGCAGAGGAGCUGAUCCUCCCCGGAUUCAGUCCGCGGUUUGUGGGGUUAAACACCGAGCAGAGGAGCUGAUCCUCCCCGGAUUCAGACUUCGGUUUGUGGGCGUUUCCUGGUCAGAAUGUUGACUUUCUGCAGCAGAUCUGUGGUGGGAAUGGCCAAAAAAUGCGCCUUCGGAAGGCCCCGCCACCUGGUGAAGCCCGUCUCAGCGACCCGGGUGGCAGGCAGGUACCUGACCCAUCAGAAGGGGCUGCCCAGUCUGCCUGUGCCCCCCCUGCAGCAGACCUGUGAGCGUUACAUCACGGCCCUGGAGCCCAUCGUGGAGGCCGAGGAGCUGAGCCUCACCAGGCGGCUAGUCCAGGACUUCCAGGAGGCCGGAGGAGUCGGAGAGCGUCUGCAGAGAGGCCUGGAGAAGCGGGCGAGCCGGACGGAGAACUGGCUCUCCCAGUGGUGGGUUCAGGUGGCCUACCUGGAGUACCGGCUGCCUGUGGUGGUCCAUUCCAGUCCGGGUCUGGUUCUGCCCAGGAUGGACUUCAGGGAUAAAGACGGACAGAUCAGGUUCGCUUCCAAACUGAUCGCAGGAGUUUUAGACUUUAAGACGAUGAUCGACAAUGAAACACUUCCAGUGGAGUACCUGGGAGGGAAGCCUCUGUGUAUGAACCAGUACUACGAGGUGCUGUCGUCCUGCAGAAUCCCCGGGUUGAAGAGAGACUCUGUGGUGAACCACGCCAAGAGCCCCCAGCCCCCCAGACACAUCACUGUGGUCCACAACUUCCAGUUCUUCCAGUUGGACGUGUACCAGAGGGACGGGACUCCACUGACUGUAGAUCAGCUCUGUGUUCAGCUGGAGAAGAUCUGCAGAGCCUCACAGCAGACCGACAGCGAACCUGUGGGCAUCCUCACCACCCAGCAUCGAGACGUCUGGGGAAAAGCUUACGUCAACCUCAUCAAAGAUAAGACCAACAAAGAUUCGGUCUCGGCGAUCCAGAGGAGCAUCUUCACGCUGUGUCUGGAUGGAGUUACGUCCGAGGCGGCCGGUGAGCUUUACCGCAGCUCUGCCGCCGUCCAGAUGCUGCAUGGAGGAGGCAGCCGGGGCUACAGUGGAAACCGCUGGUUCGACAAGACGCUGCAGUUCAUUGUUGGAGAAGAUGGAACCUGUGGAGUGAACUAUGAGCACGCUCCUGCUGAGGGCCCCCCCAUCGUGGCGCUGAUCGACCAUGUGGUGGAGUUCACGAGGAAGCCUGAGGCACCCGGAGCUCCUGCUGGGUCUCUUCCCGUCCCGCAAAGACUUCCCUUCAACGUCACGGCUGAGAUCAAGCAGGACAUCGAGGAGGCAAAGCUCAGCAUGAACAGGCUGGCCCAGGACCUGGACAUGAGGGUGACGGUGUUCGGACACUUUGGGAAGAACGUCCCUAAAGCUCACAAGAUGAGUCCAGAUGCUUUUAUACAGAUCGCCCUGCAGCUGGCCUACUACAGGAAAUACCGGCGCUGCUGCGCUACGUAUGAAAGCGCCUCUCUGAGAAUGUUCCGACUGGGUCGCACCGAUACGAUCCGAUCCGCCUCAAACGCCUCGGCCGCCUUCGUUAAGGCCUUCGAUGAUCCCAGCAAACAGAACCAGGAGAAACUGGACCUAAUGGAGAAAGCUGUGAAGGCGCACCGAUCCUACACCAGCAUGGCAGUCGGUGGGCAGGCCAUCGACAGACACCUGCUGGGUCUGAAGCUUCAGGCUGCUGAGGAGAAACUUCCUGUUCCUGCCAUCUUCAAGGAUCCUUCCUACUCUAAAGCUCUUCACUACCACCUGUCCACCAGCCAGGUCCCGUCAAAGACCGACUGCGUCAUGUGUUUCGGUCCGGUGGUACCAGACGGUUACGGCGUCUGCUACAACCCCAUGGAGGACCACAUCAACUUCGCCGUGUCGUCGUUCAACAGCUGCAGGGAAACGGAUGCGGGAAGUCUGGCGGCGGCGGUGGAGGACGCUCUGCUGGACAUGAGGAGGCUGCUGGAGCAAACCCCCCGAUCCAAACUGUGAAAACCACCACAGACGUGUCCAGGUCCUGAAGGAGGAUACAGAUUCUCUACCUCUAAUCACCUUAUUGAUCAACACUGAGCACUUUAAGGUCCUGUGAUCCUGCUGGGAGGUUCUGCUCCAGAUUCAUCCCAUGAUUUUAGCUCAACAGAAACAUCAGCUGGAGAAAAACAGUUAUUGAUUCAUUUUCUGAUUGUUUGAAUAAAAGUUUGAAUGAAACAUUGAAAAUUAGCAAAAACAAUCAGAUCAUGUGGAUAAAAUGUUCGGGACUGUUGGUCCAUAAACAUUUCUACACCUUUUUUCUUCUAUAUUUUCUGUUUUUAAGUCAUGAUUUUACUUUUAAAGAAGUUUAGAUGUUUCUAAACUUUAAUCUGUUUACCUGAAGCCUCAGUUUGGUCCCAGAUGGACAUAAAACCAUCAGUUCUCUGAUGGAAGGUUUGAUGUUUUAAUGGAAGUUUCUCCACAUUAUGACCUGGAGGGUUUGAAUUAAACAUCUCCAACCUGUUCUUCAGAGAGUUAAACCUGCUGGAGGAGGAAGCAGACAUCAGGGAACAGCACCUCUAUAAGAGGAUGGACCUGGUUUAAUCUGCUGGGAGGCUUUCAGAAUAAAAGCAAUGAUGAUUCAUGAUCUGAUCUUUUAAUCCAGAGUUUUCUUCUAUUUCCACUUCCCUUCAAACUCAGACUGAACUCUUCCUGCUGCAGUUUAGUUUAUCGCUCCUGGUGCCUUCAGAUGAUCGGUUUAGAUCAGUUUCCUUGUUUUUAAUGUUUCAUGUUUUCUUCUGUCUUACACAGAUCUUUAAAUGAAGAAGUAACUCUAAAGGUUUAACUGAUGAUUUGUUAGUCAGACUUUUUUCAUGCAUGAAUUUUGCUAUAAUUAUUUUAAUUGUAGAUUAACAUGAGAAAUGUCUGAUCUGAAAGUCUUUGCACAGAUUGGCCUUUUAUUUCUUAAAAAUAAAUGCAUAAUUUUUUAUCGA